AUGGGAAACUACAAAUCCAGACCCUCUCAGACGUGUACAGAUGAGUGGAAGAAGAAGGUAGGGGAGUCGUACUCUGUGAUCAUCGAGAAGUUGGAGGAUGACCUGCAGCUCAAAGACAGCGAGCUCGUGGAUCUCAAGCUUGCUUUCAGCUCUGAUGAGGCUUUUCAGAAGGUGAACUUGUGCUACCGAACAGAGAAGGGGCUGUCGCUGCUGCACCUCUGCUGUGUGUGUGGAGGCAGCAAGGAUCAUAUCCGCACUCUGAUGCUCAAAGGCCUUCGUCCCUCCAGACUGUCGAGGAAUGGAUUCACUGCACUUCACCUGGCUGCAUACAAGGAUGAUGCUGAGCAGGUGACUGCUCUUCUCCACGGGGGCUCAGACGUGCAGCAGCUAGGUUAUGGUGCUCUCACUGCCCUGCAUGUGGCCACACUGGCUGGGCACCAUGAGGCAGCAGAUAUCCUCCUGCAGCAUGGAGCGCAUGUGAAUGUUCAGGAUGCUGUGUUUUUCACACCACUGCAUAUAGCUUCUUAUAAUGGCAAUGAGCAGCUGACAAAGUUGCUGCUGAAGUUUGGUGCGGAUGUAAAUGCUAGCGGAGAGGUUGGAGACAGACCGCUUCACCUGGCUGCAGCUCGAGGUUACCUCGGCAUCAUCAAGCUGCUGAUGGCAGAGGGCAGCAAAGCUAACGUCAAUGCCACUGACAAUGAAGAUCAUGUCCCCCUGCACUUCUGCGCUCGCUUUGGUCACCACCAGAUCGUCCGCUUCCUCCUGCAGGGCAACUUUGACGUGCAGCCUCACUCUGUUAACAUCUACGGGGACACGCCGUUACACCUGGCCUGCUAUAAUGGAAAAUUUGAAGCAGUGAAGGAGAUCAUAAAGCUGUCUGGCACAGAGGGUCUGUCAAAGGAGAACAUAUUCAGUGAAACAGCACUCCACAGUGCAUGCACGUAUGGUAAAGAUCUGGAUAUGGUGAAGUUCUUGCUGAUCCAGAAUACAAUGAGCAUCAACUAUCAGGGCAGAGACGGACACACAGCUCUCCACAGUGCUUGUUUCCAUGGCCACAUCCCCCUGGUGCAGUUCCUCCUGGACAGCGGUGCAGACAUGAACCUCGUAGCUUGUGACCCCAGCAGAUCCAGUGGGGAGAAGGAUGAGCAGACUUGUCUGAUGUGGGCUUAUGAAAAAGGCCACGAUGCAAUAGUCACCUUACUGAAACACUACACACGUCCAGACGACUCCCCCUGCAAUGAGUACUCCCAGCCAGGAGGGGAUGGCUCUUACGUUUCUGUCCCGUCUCCUCUGGGGAAGAUCAAGAGCAUGACUAAAGAGAAAGCAGAAGUUCUUCUGCUCAGAGCCAGCCUCCCCUCUCACUUCCACCUUCAGCUGUCUGAGCUGGAGUUUAAUGAAAUUAUUGGAUCAGGCUCCUUUGGAAGAGUCUACAAAGGCAAAUGCCGGAACAAAGUCGUUGCCAUCAAACGCUAUCGAGCCAAUACGUACUGCUCAAAGUCAGACGUGGACAUGUUCUGCAGAGAAGUCUCCAUCCUGUGUCGCCUCAAUCACCCCUGUAUUAUCCAGUUUAUGGGGGCGUGUUUGGACGACCCCAGCCAGUUUGCCAUUGUGACCCAGUACAUCUCUGGAGGCUCGCUGUUCUCUCUGCUGCAUGAGCAGAAGAGGCUGAUCGACCUGCAGUCCAAGCUCAUCAUUGCCAUCGAUGUGGCCAAGGGCAUGGAGUACCUGCACAACCUCACCCAGCCCAUCAUCCACAGGGACCUCAACAGCCACAAUAUCCUGCUGUAUGAGGAUGGACAUGCAGUGGUAGCUGAUUUUGGAGAAUCUCGAUUCCUUCAAUCUGUGGAAGAGGACAACAUGACCAAGCAGCCAGGGAACCUGCGUUGGAUGGCUCCUGAAGUGUUCACUCAGUGUACUCGCUACUCAGUGAAGGCCGACAUGUUCAGCUACGCUCUUUGUCUGUGGGAGCUGCUCACCGGAGAAAUUCCCUUCGCUCACUUGAAACCUGCGGCUGCAGCAGCAGACAUGGCCUACCAUCAUGUCCGGCCUCCUAUCGGCUACUCCAUCCCCAAACCUAUCUCUGCUCUUCUGAUGAGAGGCUGGUACGCCUGCCCAGAGGACAGGCCUGAGUUCUCUGAGGUGGUGUCCAAUCUGGAGGAAUGCUUGUGUAAUGUUGAGCUGAUGUCUCCAGCCUCCAGUAACAGCAGUGGCUCCCUGUCACCCUCCUCCUCUUCGGAUUGUCUGCUUGGGCGAGGAGGACCCGGCCGGAGUCACGUGGCCGCCCUGCGCUCACGUUUUGAGCUGGAGUACGCUCUGAACACUCGAGCCUACGCCUUCUGGACUCAAAGUGAGAGCCGUCGAGCAUCCGGAGGCCUUUCACUGGAGGAGCUCAGACGGAAUAUGCAGUUUUCUCCAAUCGACAGAAACGGUUACGUGUCUGAUCCGAUGAGCACCAUGAGAUUCUGCUCUUCUUAUAGCAGCAGCGGCAGCUUCGAGGACAGUAACUAAACCUCAGUGAGGAUCCAAGCUUGUUUUAUUAUCUCUCCCUUUGUGAUUCAGACAUUCAUGCCUGUUUUUCAAUCUUUACUUUCAUGUCAACUGUAUGAGAAGAUGUUAGAAGUGGUAUAUAAAGCUUUAUUGAGUUGUGUCUUACAGUAUAUGAAUGACUUGUUUAGGAAUUUACCACACUCUUAGUUUACAGUAUUAAGCCUGAGUUAUCUUAGGUUUAUUCAUUAUGCUGACUUGAAAUAAGUGUUUUAUAGUGGCUUUGACAUCUUGUAAAUACUCAUGUGACAAGCAAACUUAUCUUUAUUUACAUGGUUUGAAUA
Molecule: messenger RNA, 2828 nt
Organism: Notolabrus celidotus (New Zealand spotty)
Lineage: Eukaryota; Metazoa; Chordata; Actinopteri; Labriformes; Labridae
Gene: tnni3k
Product: TNNI3 interacting kinase
Exons: 25
Coding region: 1-2508 (835 amino acids)
Biological process (GO): protein phosphorylation; proteolysis
Molecular function (GO): protein binding; aspartic-type endopeptidase activity; ATP binding
Source: RefSeq, a predicted model, not a curated record